Molecule: messenger RNA, 1878 nt
Organism: Pungitius pungitius (ninespine stickleback)
Lineage: Eukaryota; Metazoa; Chordata; Actinopteri; Perciformes; Gasterosteidae
Gene: srlb
Product: sarcalumenin
Exons: 7
Coding region: 55-1512 (485 amino acids)
Molecular function (GO): GTP binding
Source: RefSeq, a predicted model, not a curated record
CCUGCCUUGGUAUAUAUAGUCUGUGUGACUAUCACAGUUCUCCUGGCAGCCACCAUGAAGGGUACGGUCUUGAUCUGCUGUUUCCUCUCCCUGCUGCAAUUGCAGGCCACAGCAGAGGAAGAAGAAGGAGAUGAUUUCAUCUCCGUCCUCAGGGACAGAUCUCACAUCGACGAGACGCUGAGGCUUGCAACGGAGGAAAAGGCAGGAGACUAUGCAGCGGCUCUGGAGCGGUUGCGGAAGAUCUACCACACGUCCAUCCGGCCGAUGGAGCAAGCCUACAAGUACAACGAGCUGAGGCAGCACGAGAUCUCAGCCUACCCCGGACGAACCCUGGGGGACUCAUCCACAGAUGGAGAGAUUACCUCCAAGCCCAUGGUGCUUUUCCUGGGACCCUGGAGUGUAGGAAAGUCCUCUAUGAUCAACUACCUCCUGGGCAUGAACGACAGCCCCUACCAGCUCUACACAGGAGCGGAGCCCACUACCUCUGAAUUUACUGUAAUUAUGCACGGGGAGAAGAUACGCUCCGUUGAGGGUAUCGUCAUGGCAGCAGACAGCUCCCGGUCCUUCUCUCCCUUGGAGAAGUUUGGCCAAACCUUCCUGGAAAAACUGAUCGGUAUCGAAAUGCCCCACAAGCUCCUGGAGCGUGUGACCUUUGUGGACACGCCAGGAAUCAUCGAGAACAGGAAACAGCAGGAGAGAGGCUAUCCCUUCAACGAUGUCUGCCAGUGGUUCAUUGACCGCGCUGACCUGAUCUUUGUGGUGUUUGACCCCACCAAGCUCGACGUUGGCCUCGAGCUGGAGAUGCUCUUCCGGCAGUUAAAGGGCCGUGAAUCACAGAUCCGCAUCAUCCUCAACAAGGCCGACAACCUGGCUACCCAGGACUUAAUGAGAGUCUACGGAGCGCUCUUUUGGAGCUUAGCUCCCCUCAUCAAUGUGACCGAACCCCCUCGCGUCUACGUCAGCUCCUUCUGGCCAUAUGACUAUGCGCCUGAUACCAGCCGAGAGCUCUUUAAGCGAGAAGAGAUCUCCCUCCUGGAAGACCUGAACCAGGUGAUUGAAAACCGCAUGGAGAACAAAAUUGCCUUCAUCCGCCAGCAUGGCAUCCGCGUUCGCAUCCACGGCCUGCUGGUAGACCGCUACGUCCAGACCUUUAAAGAGAAGAUGAGCUACUUCAGUGACCCCGAGCUAGUCUUCAAGGAGAUUGUGGACGACCCAGACAAGUUCUACAUUUUCAAAUCCAUCCUAGCCAAGACCAACGUCAGCAAGUUUGACCUGCCCAACCGCGACGCUUACCGUGACUUCUUUGGCGUCAACCCGAUCACCAACUUCAAGCCCUUGACGGCUCAAUGCUCCUACAUGGGUGGCUGUCUGCUGGAGAAGAUUGAGAGGGCAAUCACCAAUGAGCUGCCUGCCCUUCUGAGCAGCAUUAACUCUGGGAAGCAGCCGGGCCUGUCCUCCUGCGAGGCAACUGGCUGUGGUGAAAAGCCAAAGAAUCGCUACCGGAAGAACUGAGGAAAUCAAAACAACUUGAGUGGGGAAAGAAAGAAGAGAAAGUGGGCCUGGUGGAAGCCAACCCUUGUUGAGGAGACGGAGGAGAAUAGCGUGUGUGUUUUUUUCCCUCAUGAGAAUAUGGGGGAGGUGCAUUUAGGGACUGUGGGAAUGAGGCAGGUAGAGGGAGGGGAGGGUCAUUGUUUGAUGAGGCAGCUUAAGGACACAAGUGCUGAAGAAAUGAGAACAUACCACUGAUCACUGAGAUUUGAUGUGCUCCUCUCUCCCUUGCACAAUCACUUUGGACUGUCUGGGAUUUGGGGCGGGAAGUAACGAUGUGAAGAAAUACUGAAAUUAAAGAUCAAAUAAAAAUUGAGAUGAGAUUAAAAA